Messenger RNA from Bolinopsis microptera, 2355 nucleotides. RefSeq names its product ras-related C3 botulinum toxin substrate 1-like. Gene Ontology annotation, biological process: small GTPase-mediated signal transduction; regulation of cell shape; regulation of actin cytoskeleton organization. Lineage: Eukaryota; Metazoa; Ctenophora; Tentaculata; Lobata; Bolinopsidae. The record is from RefSeq and is a predicted model, not a curated record. Gene Ontology annotation, molecular function: GTPase activity; GTP binding; protein kinase binding. Gene Ontology annotation, cellular component: cytoskeleton; cytoplasmic vesicle; cell projection. The transcript has 4 exons. The coding region runs from base 83 to 700 and encodes 205 amino acids.
AGUGUGCAAUUGCAGGAUUUCAGUGUACUCUCAUUUGGCAACAACGUGAUUGUUAUCAAUUUAAAUAGAACUUCACCUUUAUAUGGAAUGUUGUCUUAACAUCAACUCAACCUUAGCAAUGCAAGCAAUCAAGUGUGUAGUGGUGGGUGAUGGCGCUGUCGGUAAAACUUGCCUCCUGAUCUCUUACACAACCAAUGCUUUUCCUGGAGAGUACAUCCCCACUGUGUUCGACAACUACAGUGCCAAUGUCAUGGUGGAUGGGCGCCCUAUCAACCUAGGUCUGUGGGAUACAGCGGGCCAGGAGGACUAUGACAGGUUGAGACCUUUGUCUUAUCCACAAACUGACGUUUUCUUGAUCUGUUUCUCAGUCAUCUCUCCGGCUUCUUAUGAGAACGUCAAGGCAAAGUGGUACCCUGAGGUUACACACCACUGCCCAAAUGCUCCCAUUAUUCUGGUUGGAACUAAACUGGAUCUCCGUGACGACAGGGACACCAUCGAGGGAUUAAAACAGAAAAGAUUAAGUCCUAUUACUUACACCCAGGGGUUAAAUAUGGCUAAAGAUAUCCGUGCUGUAAGAUAUUUGGAAUGCUCAGCCCUCACCCAGAAAGGACUGAAGAGCGUGUUUGACGAAGCUAUAAGAGCAGUUCUCAUCCCAAGACAGCCAAGAAAGAAAGACAAAGGGAAAUGUGCUUUACUUUGAACUGAAACUAAAUGUGAACCGCGUCCGGGAACCUACGCACGGUAGUCCGGGAGACUUAGUAGAUCUAGCUCAUCACAAUGAAUAUUAGAAUUUUUACAAAUUUUACUUUAUUUGAUACCUCAACUACAAAAUUGUUUGUAAAAUUUGAUAUCAUCAUUUAUUAAGCAAUUUCAUCAUUUUUUGGAGAUCUUGUCGAAGCAAUGGUACUUUUACCCACAAGCUUAUUGUUGUCGGCAUAUUUAUGGAUAACAUCACAUUUAUACAGUAUUUUGUGCCACGAAAUGUGAUUUGUUUACAGUUCUUAACUUUAUUCUGGUAUGUACAGAUAACUGGGCGAGUAUAAGAUAUCAUUAUAUAUAUCUGGUUGUAUCUGGAUUCUCGGUUUUAUGGUGGACCUUCUUAGAUUCUGCAGAUUAUAAAGGACUUUUCUGAAAUGUGCAAAUUGUAAUUCUACAAAAUAUCAUAAUAUGAACUUCAAUUUUCAAAUAUAUGCUGCUAUUUAAACCUUCAGUUAAAAAUGAUAUGUUGGGAACCAUUUUGGCCAGGGGUCAAUAACAAACCCAAUGUCUCUCUAAACCGGUAAAACGGUGCAACAGCCACGAACAUUAGCCUAGUAAUGAUUUCCGCUCAAAAUAGCCAUUCAUAGUUUAUCAAUUUGUUAGACAAAAGCGAAAUUGGCAAGCCAAGAGUAAAUCGCGGUAUAAUAUAAUGAUUUAUUUAAUAUUAUAAUGUUGAAUUUCGAGGUCUAUUGGUGAUAUAUAACAUACAGUAUUAAAUUUAAAUAUAUAAUAGAGUUUUCGGUGUAGCUUAGUUGCUUUGAAUGCAUUAUUAAUAUAACUGAGACGUCUAUGAAAAACAGUAGCUUAGUAAGUUUUGAAAUUUUUGUUAGAUCUUUUGCAUGAUGUGUUUGUAAGUGUGGACUAUUGAAUUUGUGCGGUUACCUUGGUAACAAUGUUUAACGGUGGACCAUAUCUUUUUGAGAGGCUAAUUUAUAAUAUCUACAGUGAUCUGCCAAAAUCUUUUGUUUGAAAGCGAGGUUCGCUUCACACACACCUUUAACGUGUUACUCAAUGUUUAUAUCAUAUUCUUUUGCUUUAAUAAUAAUACUUUAUUAAGUGUUUGUACAUUUUACAAGGUUAUGAAAGCUAUCCUUAUACUAUAUUCUAAGAGUCUACUAGCAAAGAAAUUUAUUAGAAAUUAUAAAGAGUUAAAAUUUAACUGUCCUUUCUUAAGAAUGGAGAAUGUGACAAGUAGAGCCUGGCAGGGUGCCAAUUACUUUAAUUGGUCACUUUGAAACACUGGACUACUCCAAAUUAUUUAAUUGAUCGAAGAAACGCUAAAAAUAGUGUGCAAGUUUUGACUUUGGACAGGAAAAUAUAUUGUGAUCAUAAGAUGAAGGUUUGUUUGAAUUUAAAGUUUAAGAUUUCAUCAGCCUAUUUAUAAGAAUUUAUCAACUGUCACUUAAUCGCUAAUAAUACGGUUCUUAUUAAGAGAGAUUAUGGUUUUUAAAAGAAAAGCAAGUACUACAAGGGUUAUUAUAUAGUCUCAUUAGAAUCACAAAUUUGUAAUUUGCUUGAUGAUAGCAUUAAUUAAAAUUCCACUGUAGUUUAAUUAUAUAUAACCAUGUUUUUGAAUUUAAGAUUCCUUUAGAAAAA